Tachyglossus aculeatus (Australian echidna) is the source of this 2691-nucleotide messenger RNA. RefSeq names its product FAD dependent oxidoreductase domain containing 2 (gene FOXRED2). The transcript has 10 exons. Gene Ontology annotation, molecular function: monooxygenase activity; flavin adenine dinucleotide binding. Bases 91 to 2328 code for a protein of 745 amino acids. Lineage: Eukaryota; Metazoa; Chordata; Mammalia; Monotremata; Tachyglossidae. The record is from RefSeq and is a predicted model, not a curated record.
GCACGUGAGGGGGCGGAGCCAAUAGGGGCCCGGCCUCGGCCUGCCCCGGGGGCUUAUGGGGGAGCCUCCCUGAGGGUCAGCCACCCCACCAUGAGCCCCGAGGAGCCCCGGGAGGUCCUCGUCCUGCUGGCGGGCCUGUGCCUGGCGACGCUCGGCCCCUCGGAGGCCGCCCCCGGCCCCCGGCACGACUACUGCGUCCUCGGCGCCGGGCCGGCCGGCUUGCAGGGAGCCUACUUCCUGGAGCGGGCCGGGAGGGACUACGUGGUCUUCGAGCGGGCCGGGGCCCCCGGCAGCUUCUUCACCCUGUACCCGCGCCACCGGAAGCUCAUCAGCAUCAACAAGCGGCACACGGGCAGCAAAAACAGCGAGUUCAACCUCCGCCACGACUGGAACUCCCUGCUCAGCCACGACCGCCGGCUGCUGUUCCGACACUACUCCCGCGACUACUUCCCCGACGCCGGCGACCUGGUGCGCUACCUGGGAGACUUUGCGGAGCGGCUGGGCCUCCGGGUGAUGUACGACACCGCCAUCGCCCACGUUGCCCUGGAGAAGGACCAGCAGGCCUGGAAUGGCCAUUUCUUCGUCCUGACCGACCAGCGGGGCCAGCGAUACCGGUGCAGCGUGCUCCUGGUGGCCACCGGCGUAUCGGUCCCCAACCAGAUCGACUUCCCCGGCUCCGAACACGUGGAGGGCUACGAGACGGUGUCCGUGGACCCAGAGGACUUUGCGGGCCAGAACGUGCUCAUCCUGGGCCGAGGGAACUCGGCCUUCGAGACGGCGGAGAACAUCCUGGGGGCCACCAACUUCAUCCACAUGGUGAGCCGUUCCCGGGUCCGCCUCUCCUGGGCCACCCACUACGUCGGAGACCUGAGGGCGGUCAACAACGGCCUGCUAGACACCUACCAGCUGAAAUCGCUGGACGGGCUCCUGGAGGCCGACCUGGAGGACCUGGCCAUCGUCAAGGACCAGAAGGGGAAGUUGCGCGUCACGCUCCAGCUCUUCCUGGAGAAAGCCAACCUGAGCGACCCCGCCCAGGCCGUCCCCCUCCCGCAGGACGAGGUGGACAACUUCGCCAUCCGGGUCCCCUACGAUCGGGUCAUCCGCUGCUUGGGCUGGAACUUCGACUUCUCCGUCUUCAGCAAGUCCCUCAGACUAACCCCGGGAACAGGGCACAGGAAGAAAUACCCAGUGAUCAAAGCGAGCUAUGAGUCCAGGGGAACCCGGGGGCUCUUCGUCUUGGGGGCCGCCAGCCACUCCGUGGAUUUCCGGAAAUCCGCCGGCGGGUUCAUCCAUGGAUUCCGCUACACAGCCCGGGCCGUCCACCGGCUACUAGAGUACCGCCAUCAUGGAGUCCUCUGGCCUUCCCCGGGCUACCCCAUCACCCAGCUGACCAACUCCAUCCUCCGGAGGGUGAAUGAGGCCUCGGGCCUCUACCAGAUGUUCGGCGUGCUGGCGGACGUCAUCCUACUGAAGGGGAACGCCACCGGGUUCGAGUACCUGGAAGAGUUCCCCGUGGGAAUGCUGGCCGAGCUGGAAGCGCACACCGGGAGGGAGGCGCGGCACGGGCUGUUCGUCGUCGCCAUGGAGUACGGCAGGAACUUCUCCGGGCCCGACAAGGACGUCUUCUAUUACAACCGGGCGGUGGGGGAUGUGGAGGACGCCUGGCAGUCCAACUUCCUGCAUCCCGUCAUCUACUAUUACCAGCGCCUCCCAACUGAGAAGGAGAUGAGGCUGCGUCCCCAGGACUGGUCCCUCCCACGGCCGGCGGCCAUCCAUCACAUUGUGGAGGAUUUCCUCACCGACUGGACCGCCCCGAACGCCCACGUCCUCCCCCUCAGGCGCUUCCUGGAGAACUGUUUGGACACCGAUUUGCGCAGCUUCUACGCAGCCGGUCUUGAUGCGGGUGUCGAACCACCUAACGGUGCCAUCUUCGCCGCGGGAGAGAAAAGUGUAGGGAUCAUUUGGAACGGUCGUGACCUCACAGGGAAUGGUUGCGUCCAUUGGCCCGGCCGGGGAGCGCCGAAGAUCGGGAAUCUGGAUCGGGACAGACCGAUGGGCACUCUCCACUGCCCCGGCAGAAAACCCAACCGCUCCAACGAUCUCCUCCUCGUUCCCCAAGCUCAGCUCCCUAAUCCCGGCUACAGGACAAACUUUCUGAAACUCAAACGGGGAGGGAUUUUUGCGGAGUGGAUCAGAAGAGGCGAGUGGAAGGAAGGGGAGAUGAUUAGCUCAGUCCCUUCCUGGGAUCUGGUCAGGAAGCAUAAUUACUCAGGCGAUGAAAAGAGGCGCCGGAGUCAGCAACAUCAUCAGCCUCUAUUCAGCGGCUGAGGAUAAUACAUUAUCUGACCAAUUAUAACUUCAUCCCAAAAGCCAAGUUGGAUGCCUCCCUAGGAAAUCAGCCACAGCCUGCAUCAUUACUCUGCAGAUGCUUAUUAAAAAAAAAAAAACGCGUCAAAAGCGCUGACGGGGGAAAGAGUUUCGCCUGAUUUCAAACUCUGAAAGAGCAUUUGAUUCAAUCUGGCGUCCCGGGCUGAAACUUAAUCAGCCGCAAAGCGAAGCUGACGGGGAAAUGUAUGAGACUCACAAGUCCGAGAGUUUCAUCUCGGUGCCGAUCCGUCAACCCCGUGAUUAAAAAUGCCGGGCGACGGAGACGUCUUGAGGCAAGGAAGAGGAAGAGCGUCGAGCCGCCGU